Molecule: messenger RNA, 1760 nt
Organism: Stegostoma tigrinum
Lineage: Eukaryota; Metazoa; Chordata; Chondrichthyes; Orectolobiformes; Stegostomatidae
Gene: dusp19a
Product: dual specificity phosphatase 19a
Exons: 4
Coding region: 248-862 (204 amino acids)
Biological process (GO): regulation of MAP kinase activity; protein dephosphorylation
Cellular component (GO): cytoplasm
Molecular function (GO): JUN kinase phosphatase activity
Source: RefSeq, a predicted model, not a curated record
GGAAGUGUUGUGGUUGGCGUUUUCACUGAUGCUUUGCAAGCGUGCAAAACAGGGAAAUGAACAGAGAAUGUAUUGUGAAAGUACGCUUGAUUUAAAUAUGUUUAGGUGCAAGUAAUUUAUUUGACACUUGUUCAGUUCAGUGAUUACUGUGUGUGGUAGCAUUCUUUGAUAAUUUCAUUUCAGUGUGUUAGCACAUUUUACUGCCUUUCCUCCCUGUUGUGUGACUUGUUUCUCCCAUUGAAAUGUGAUGUAUUCACUUGCCGAUGAAAUCAAGGCUUUCUCAAAGGCUUCGCUGAAGAAACAGAGCACCAGAGUAACAACCAUUACUGGGAAAAGACUUAUUGAAACACUGAGAGACGCUCGAGUGCAGAUAGUGGAAGAUGCUCAACAAACGGAUGGAGUUUGCGGAUAUGUCGAGGACACCAGCCUCGAUCUGAAAAUUGGUGUUGUCAAGUCCUGGCUAAUGCUCGCAUCCCAAGAUGUGGCACAUGACUAUGAAAAAUUAAAAGAUUAUAAGAUUUCUCAUAUCUUGAAUGUGGGCUAUGGGGUUGAAAAUGCAUUUCCACAUGAAUUCAUUUACAAAAGCGUUACCAUACUGGACGUCCCUGAGACUUCUAUCAUCUCAUUCUUCCCAGAAUGCUUUGAAUUUAUUGACCAAGCAAAGGAACAGAAUGGGGUUGUGCUAGUUCACUGCAAUGCUGGAGUGUCACGUUCUGCAUCUGUAGUAAUAGGUUAUCUCAUGUGGGCAAAUGGACUGAGCUUUAAGGAUGCUUUUUCAAUUGUGAAGAACGCAAGGCAAGCUAUUAAUCCUAACCAUGGUUUUAUGGAGCAACUAAGAAAUUACCAGCCAAGAAAUGAAUAAAGCAAAAUGGCUGAAUGAAAAGAACUGCUAACUUUAUGGAAGUUAGGAAAACUUAUGGUGAUAUUACACAUUUAAAAACUGUUAUUUUCUUCAUGAUUGGUAAUAUUUUCAAUGCUAACAUGUAUGUUGUCAGCAACAAAACUUGCAUUAAUGGUAGUUUGGAUGCUGCUCAUUUACAACUUAUUAAAAUUAAAUGGACUAAAAUGACAUGCGAUAUUGUAAACUCAGUGUCCUAACUAUGAGACAUCAGAUAUGUUUAUUGGUCUACAUCUAAACAUAUUCCAAACAUUUUUUCAAGCAUACAGUUGUUUGCCUUUUAAAAUUGUGGAUCACUAUAACUUAAAUAUUCUAUAGUUGUAUGUGUGAAGCUGGAGGAACACAGCAGGUCAGGCAGUAUCAGAGGAACAGGAAAGUUGAUGUUUUGGGUCGACUCUGUUCCUCCAGCUCCAUACUGUAUUGACUUUGACUUUCAGAAUCUGCAGUUCUUGCUAUAUCCUAUAGUGCUAAGUCAGUGUUUAUAUGGUCUGUAAUUCUUCAUAAAAAUACAUAUUCUAAGAGGAAACCAUUGCAAAGCACUUGAUGUCAAAGAAAGAAAAUCAUCUUGAAGUUGUAUAAAAUAUGUUCUAUUGUAGAAAUGGUUAAAAACCUAAAUGCUGUGCAAACAAAGAAGUGUUCACAAUACAUCUACUGUCUGUUUUUUUGAUCUGCUUCUGGGGAUCUUCAAAUAUACAAGUGCCUAUAUCACUCAAAAAGGAAAUGCAAAGUUCGAUCUGCUCAAGAAGUACUUCAAUUUCAUUUCUUUAAUUAGUGCAGCUUGGAGCAUUGUGAUGAAAUUGUAUUACAACGUAAUAAAAUUAUGUCUGUAAAACCAAUAAAACAGCAAUUUGGUUUUUUGUUA